Molecule: messenger RNA, 234 nt
Organism: Echinococcus granulosus
Lineage: Eukaryota; Metazoa; Platyhelminthes; Cestoda; Cyclophyllidea; Taeniidae
Exons: 2
Coding region: 1-234 (77 amino acids)
Source: RefSeq, a predicted model, not a curated record
AUGCUGAUGACUGUGGAGAGAACUUCUGUGUUCCAGCAGACUUCACUUCUCAAUCCUCACUCAUCGAGAGAGGAAAUCCCUCCUCCCCCACCUCCAUCCCUUCCUUCCUCCUUUCCCUCCUUCGUUCCUACCUCCCUCCAUGUGUGCACAAACCCGCCUUCAAUACAGAGCUACAACUCACCUGGUGUCUCCCUUCUCCUCCCACCCAACUGCUCUCACUGCUUCCACUGCUGA